AUGAAAUAUCUCUAUAAUAACUUUAUAUGUGAAGUGUCGGCCGAAGCUCCAGAAUUCACGACAAUUGAGGAAUUCAAAGAAAUGAAAAGUAAAGUAUGUGAAGUGUCGGCCGAAGCUCCAGAAUUCACGACAAUUGAGGAAUUCAAAGAAAUGAAAUGCUUCCGAGCGAAGGGCCAAAGAUUAGCGGCAGUCGAGCUAAUUAUGGGAUUGGGAGUCGUGUUGAACUGAACUGCACUUCAGCCAAAAGCAAACCCGCCGCACUAUUGCACUGGUAUAUUAAUGAACAGCCGGCUGAGAGUGAAUAUGAGUUUGAAUCGUCGACAACAGUGCACUCCAAUGGCUUGGAGUCCUCAUCACUGGGACUCAGAUUUAUCGUGACUGAAGAACAUUUCCAAUCAGGAAACAUGAAAUUAAAAUGCACCGCGACCAUAUCUCGGAUGUACACCAUGUCUAACGAGGAACUGGUGUUUGGUGGACGUCAGCAAUCAUCCCGAUUUCACAUCCCUGAUCCUCUAAAUCAAGCCACUUCAUCGUCAUUCCGGACGCCAAAAGUCUUCAAAGCAUAUCAACUGUUUUAUUCAAUUUUACUUCAAUUGCUUUUAUGGCAACAUUUGUAUUCCAAACGAUUGCUAUUCUGAAAACAUAUUACUAUUAUAGAUAUAAUUAUAAACAGAGAGUUAUAUUCAACUCAUUUCGAUUACAUUAAUAUUUAAUAAGAAUAUAAAUAUGA
Molecule: messenger RNA, 730 nt
Organism: Oppiella nova
Lineage: Eukaryota; Metazoa; Arthropoda; Arachnida; Sarcoptiformes; Oppiidae
Source: the annotation of a GenBank genome assembly